Messenger RNA from Oncorhynchus tshawytscha (Chinook salmon), 3679 nucleotides. RefSeq names its product zinc finger protein 711-like. The transcript has 10 exons. The record is from RefSeq and is a predicted model, not a curated record. The coding region runs from base 242 to 2854 and encodes 870 amino acids. Gene Ontology annotation, biological process: regulation of transcription by RNA polymerase II. Gene Ontology annotation, cellular component: nucleus. NCBI's taxonomy places the organism in Eukaryota, Metazoa, Chordata, Actinopteri, Salmoniformes, Salmonidae. Gene Ontology annotation, molecular function: metal ion binding; RNA polymerase II transcription regulatory region sequence-specific DNA binding; DNA-binding transcription factor activity, RNA polymerase II-specific.
CCCAGGCCUCGGAAAGAGUGCCCGGGGAUCCAAAUGUACAGGCCGCAUUUAUCUUAGUGUCGAAAAAUAAACCCAAACAAUAACAGACACAACCGAGAAAGGAAACAUAUCAACGAUCCAUUUGAAGGAGUCCAUAAUAAGGGUUCUCUCUCCCAAUGGAAGGAAGACACACCAGCAACACACUGUUCUUAUUUUAGAGUGCAUUGUCAUCAAAUGUGAAGCUUUUUUUAAGAUCAAAGAGAUGGACCACGGUGGAGGGAUCCUGGAGCUACAUACACAGGAGUUAAAGAUGCCUCACACCAUGAUCAUGCAAGACUUUGUGGCAGGAAUGAGGGGCCUGGCCCACAUCGACGGGGAUCACAUUUUGGUGUCUGUGCCUGAGGGCAUGCUCCUGUCUGACGUCAUGACAGACGAAGGCAUCCUGCUGGAGCACGGCCUGGAGGUGCAGGGCCUCGAGACGGAGGUGGAGGUGGAAGGCCUAGAGACGGAAGUUGAAGGCUUUGGAGCGGAGGUGGUGGAGCUAGAGACACAGAUGGUUGAGGGCCUCGAGACAGAGGUGGUUGAAGGCCUGGAGGUCGAGGCCCUGGAGGCGGAGGUGGAAGUCGAGGGCCUUGAAGCAGAGGUAGAGGUUCUAGGGGAAUAUCUAGAGACUGAGGUGAUUGAAGGCCCUGACAUCGGACACGAACACUUGCUGGGUUCCGAAGUGGCCAUCGAGGAGGCUAUAGACUCUCACCAUCACCAUGUUCUAACAUCAGACCUCAUCCAGGGCUCAGUCCACCAUCACCACCACCACAUGCCAGACCAGCUUUUUGUGGAGCACCAGGAGGAGGAGGAGGACGGGUUGGAGGGCUUGGACCAGGAGGUGUUGGUGGGGGAGGAGGAGACAGUGAUCCAGGCCCACGAGGAGCUGCCGGUGGACGUGGAGGCUGUCUCUCUGCAGACUGAUGAGGAGGACUACCUCAUGAUCUCCUUGGAUGACGUUGGUGAGAAGCUGGACAGAGGAGACACUCCUCUAGAGAUCACUACUGAGGUGAUGCAUGAUGAAGACUCCAACAAGGAGGGGUCCGAGGUCAUCAAGGUCUACAUCUUCAAAGCCGAGGCUGAUGAUGAUGUGGAGAUAGGUGGGACCGAGGUGGUGUCUGAAAGUGACUGCCAUAACAGCCACCAUGCUGGGUCGGAGUCUGGGGGAGGAGGCAGACAUGGCCGGGGGGAGAGGAUGGUCUACAUGGCUGUGAAGGACCACGCCCAGUCAGAGGAAGAUAUCAAUGUGUCAGACGUGGCUGAGCAGGUGUACAUGGAGGUGAUUGUAGGAGAGGAGGACGCCUCUGCAGUCCAGGAGAACCAGCUAGAUGACUCUCCAAACAGCAAGAUGUUAGUCCCUGUCUCCUGGGCUGCUGCCUACGAUAACAACAGUGUGGACACGGUGAGAAAUGGAGGGACCAGGCCAUACCUUCAGAUCAGAGACGGUCAGGGCACCAACAGAGCCCUCAAACAGAAGAUCAAGAAGAAGAAGAGGAAUGGCGAGACACGGCAGUGCCAGACCGCUGUGAUCAUCGGUCCAGACGGCAUGCCCCUGACCGUCUACCCCUGUCACAUCUGUGGUAAGAAGUUCAGGUCACAAGGCUUCCUCAAGUGCCACAUGAAGAACCAUCCUGACCACCACCUUAAGAAGUACCAGUGUACCGACUGUGACUUCACCACCAACAAGAAGGUCAACUUCCACAACCACCUGGAGUCCCACAAGCUACUGGUCCAUCGCAGUGACAGAGACAGAACCUCUUCCCCAGACUACCCAGAAUACAACAGGACCACCCCAGAGUACCCAGAAUACAACAGGACCACCCCAGAGUACCCAGAAUACAACAGGACCACCCCAGAGUACACAGAAUACAACAGGACCACCACAGAGUACACCCGGCGUUACCACGAAGACAGCCAGCUAGGGUCUAACAAGCUGAUCCUGAGGGACAAGGAGUCCAAACUGCACCACUGUAAGUACUGUGACUAUGAGACUGCAGAGCAGGGGCUCCUCAACCGCCACCUAUUGGCCGUUCACAGCAGGAACUUCGCCCACGUGUGCGUGGAGUGCACUAAAGGCUUCCGUCACCCGUCAGAGCUCAAGAAGCACAUGCGGACCCACACGGGGGAGAAGCCGUACUGCUGCCCGCACUGUGACUUUCGCUGUGCAGACCAGUCCAACCUAAAGACUCACAUCAAGAGCAAGCACGGUGCCGACCUGCCUUUUAAGUGUGGCCACUGCCCCCAGGCCUACGCUGACGUAGGGGAGCUGCAGCGGCACACAGAGAUGGUGCAGGGCCACAAGACCCACCAGUGUCCCCACUGUGAACACAAGAGCACCAACUCCUCUGAUCUAAAACGACACGUCAUAUCUGUUCACACCAAAGACUUCCCUCACCAGUGUGACGUGUGUGAGAAGGGCUUCCACCGGCCCUCUGAGCUGAAGAAACACUCAGAGACGCACAAGGGCAGCAAGGUGCACCAGUGCAGGCACUGUAACUUCACGACCUCUGACCCUUUCACCCUCAGCAGACACAUCCUGUCCGUUCACACCAAGGACCUCCCCUUUAAGUGUAAACGCUGCCGACGAGGGUUCCGCCAGUCCACGGAGCUGAAGAAACACAUGAAGACCCACAGCGGGAGGAAGGUGUACCAGUGUCAGUACUGCGAGUACAACAGCCCGGACGCUUCAGGAUUCAAACGCCACGUGAUCUCGAUCCACACCAAGGAAUACCCCCACUGCUGUGACUACUGUUGUAAAGGCUUCCGAAGGCCCUCGGAGAAGAGCCAGCACAUAGCCAGACAUCACAAAGAUAUGCUGAUGGAGCGUUGUUAAUACAAUGUUGACACAACGUUACCCGGACAGACAGACUGGCACACUCACUCCUUAGUCUACGUAGACCUGAUUCACACGACAAAGGAGGAACACGUUUAGGCAGUUGAUAAGGAUGGAAUGGUACAUUUCGACUGCUAGCGAUGAUAACAUUCUGACUGUUUCUCUUUUUCUACUGGUUGUAUAGAGUAGGAAGAGGUCUCACCAGACCCCCCCCCAAUUCCCUCUCCCCCAGGCGUAAUCAAACUAAGCAUGUGGUGGAAGUUGGUGAAGUUUAAAACCAGUGUAUAUGUUGUCAGUGGUGCGCCUGUCACUCAUUCUGUAUUUAUUUAUCUGCAGAGAGGAUUCACCAUAUGAUUAACAUUUUUUUUUUCAGGGUCUCAAAAUAUGUCUGUGUCUAUUCCUGUUGAAUAUCUGGAAGAAAGAAAUGGACAGAAGUCCUCUAAUAUAGGAAGUGGUUAUUUGAGAACAUCAUUCAGGCCUGUUCUUCUCUAUCUCACCAGACUGUAUCUGGAUCAAACUAGUGCAUACUGUAUCUGGAUCAAACUAGUACAUACUGUAUCUGGAUCAGACUACUGUAUCAAACUAGUGCAUACUGUAUCUGGAUCAAACUAGUGCAUACUGUAUCUGGAUCAAACUAGUGCAUACUGUAUCUGGAUCAAACUAGUGCAUACUGUAUCUGGAUCAAACUAGUGCAUACUGUAUCUGGAUCAAACUAGUGCAUACUGUAUCUGGAUCAAACUAGUGCAUACUGUAUCUGGAUCAAACUAGUGCAUACUGUAUCUGGAUCAAACUAGUGCAUACUGUAUCUGGAUCAAACUAGUGCAU